This is a messenger RNA of Oppiella nova, 243 nucleotides long. NCBI's taxonomy places the organism in Eukaryota, Metazoa, Arthropoda, Arachnida, Sarcoptiformes, Oppiidae. The record is from the annotation of a GenBank genome assembly.
AUGUUUGGCACAAUUCAAGUGCAAACUCUGUCUCACGAAUCGAUGCGGUUAUCAAAUGCACUCAAUCUGGUCUGUUUGACCCAAUACUGCGAAAUGUCAAUACGCGAGGGAAAGGUAUCUCUCAUCACAUGUCCGGACGGGUCGUGUCCUGAAUACGAGAACAAAAGCAAUUUGAUAUCCGCGCGAGAGAUCCAACUCCUGGUGUCCACCGAUGUGUACGACUCCUACAAACGCUAUCGCCUU